AUGCCGGGCUCCAUUGCGCAGGCGGCGAGAGAGGGAGUACAUAAUGCUGCGAUUCCGUCGUUGGUUCUGGACAAGGCCAAACAAGGGGAUAGCAUGAUUCCCUCGAUACGCACGUUUGGCAAACUCGCCAUGGGCGGUGCGCAGAUGCUCCUGGGGAGUGGAAGCAAAGCGGCGGGAGACUUUACGCAAAACUGCCCCAUGCCGCAGCUGAGCUGUCACAACACGACUGUUGUGGACAAUCUCUGCUGCUUCAACGCCCCAGGUGGACAGCUCCUGCAAACCCAGUUCUGGGACACGGCGCCUGCCACAGGGCCAGACGAUAGCUGGACCCUCCACGGACUAUGGCCCGACCGCUGCGACGGCACCUACGAAGCCAACUGCGACCCCACGCGCAUCUACAAAAACAUCACCUCGAUUCUCUCCACCUCGGCCGCCUCCCCAACCCUCCUCUCCUACAUGUCUACCUACUGGAAGGACUACAAAGGCGACGACGAAUCCUUCUGGCAACACGAAUGGUCCAAACACGGCACCUGCAUCUCCACCCUCGAACCCCACUGCUACCCCAACCACACCCCCACCGAGGAAGUCGUAGACUACUUCCAAACCGCCGUCGACCUCUUCCACGCCCUUCCCAGCUAUACCUGGCUCGCAGACGCCGGCAUCACGCCCAGCACCACCCAGACCUACACCUUUUCCCAAAUCCAAGCCGCAAUCCAACAACACCGGCCCGGCGUGGCCGUCACUCUGGGCUGCAAAGCCCAUGCCCUCAACGAGAUUUGGUACCAUUUCGACGUCCGCGGCCCGCUGCAGUCGGGUGAGUUUGUCCCCGCCGAUCCAGAUGGGACAAAGAGUUCCUGUCCCGCAACGGGCAUUCGCUAUCUCCCCAAGCGCCCUGGCUCGGGCGCCGAGCCACCGUCAACGACGACGACGGGCGCACCGCUCCCAACCAGCACCGCGGAGCCAGAACCCAGGACCCCGUUUUCCGGCCGUGGUUUCCUAACGGUUGUGCUAGAUGGCGAGGAAAAAGGAUGCAUAAUCACAAAGGGGACGUGGUUUACCUCGGGCAGUUGUGCUACUUUUACCGCUACACCUGUCUCUUCUUCUUCCUCAUCCCCUCCUUCCAACCCCUCCGACACAGACACAGCUUCCGGCCCCUUCACCCUCUCCUCCUCCAAAGGCCCCUGCGCCAUCCUCGCUGGCGCUCUCUCUUGCUCCCACAGCGUCUCUGCCGCCACCGGCUUCACGCGUGACAACGACUUGUUGGUGGUUGGUGGCAGCUCGCGCUGGAGUGCGGAGAGGGUGCCGCGGGGGACGGCGCAGAGCGUGGUGCGUGCCGGGGGGGAGGGGCAGGUGCGGGUUGGGAUUAGCUGGAAGGCUGUUUAG
Molecule: messenger RNA, 1383 nt
Organism: Plenodomus lingam JN3
Lineage: Eukaryota; Fungi; Ascomycota; Dothideomycetes; Pleosporales; Leptosphaeriaceae
Biological process (GO): RNA catabolic process
Cellular component (GO): extracellular region
Molecular function (GO): ribonuclease T2 activity; RNA binding
Source: RefSeq, a predicted model, not a curated record